Messenger RNA from Staurois parvus, 690 nucleotides. The record is from the annotation of a GenBank genome assembly. NCBI's taxonomy places the organism in Eukaryota, Metazoa, Chordata, Amphibia, Anura, Ranidae.
CUAUAUCCGGUCUCCCCGGACCCUGCAUUCACUAUAUCUGCUCUCCCCGGACCCUGCAUUCACUAUAUCCGGUCUCCCCGGACCCUGCAUUCACUAUAUCCGGUCUCCCCGGACCCUGCAUUCACUAUAUCUGGUCUCCACGGACCCUGCAUUCACUAUAUCUGGUCUCCCCGGACCCCGCAUUCACUAUAUCUGGUCUCCCCGGACCCUGCAUUCACUAUAUCUGGACCCUGCAUUCACUAUAUCUGGUCUCCCCGGACCCUGCAUUCACUAUAUCUGGUCUCCCCGGACCCUGCAUUCACUAUAUCUGCUCUCCCCGGACCCUGCAUUCACUAUAUCUGGUCUGCCCGGACCCUGCAUUCACUAUAUCUGCUCUCCCCGGACCCCGCAUUCACUAUAUCUGGUCUCCCCGGACCCUGCAUUCACUAUAUCUGGUCUCCCCGGACCCUGCAUUCACCGUAUCUGUUCUCCCCGGACCCUGCAUUCACUAUAUCUGGUCUCCCCGGACCCUGCAUUCACCAUAUCUGGUCUCCCCGGACCCUGCAUUCACCGUAUCUGUUCUCCCCGGACCCUGCAUUCACUAUAUCUGGUCUCCCCGGACCCCGCAUUCACUAUAUCCGGUCUCCCCGGACCCCUGCAUUCACUAUAUCCGGUCUCCCCGGACCCUGCAUUCACUAUAUCUGGUGUCCC